GAACUACUACUAUGUUGUUGCCACAACGCUCUUGUAAAGACUUACAACUGUGCUGAAUGUGUCUACAAUUCAGCACAAACAGCUCAUACAGGACUGCGCUAAUGCCUGUAAUUAGGAGUGCACCCUUUCCUCUGUGCUGCAGGACUCUGGCCAAUCACGGUGGAGCUAACUUUAUAGUGCUAUUGGGUGCGAGUAAUUUUUCAGCUCACAGCUGGAGUGAGUGUAGUAGUCUUUACGCACGGGGCUCAAGUGGAUCAGGUCGGAGAGAAGGCGUUUCUCCAGGGAAGGGAAUUGACAGUAUAGGUUAGCAGUUUCUGUUAACUUUAAGAUCUCACGUAGUAGUGAGCAGAAUUUAGGCCGUUUCAAAGUUCAUUAGAGGAGGGGGCGCUUUUUAGAUUUGACUUAAAAUUUCCGAAGAGGCUUUAACAGUUUAUCCAGAACAGAAGUUGGGUUUCAAACAAAUCAGCAUCAGCUGCCGGAGAAGUCCUGGGGCAGAAUGAACUCCACCGUGGAGAAAACUAAAAGCUUUCGAAUCGAUGCGCUCCUAGCGCACGACGAGGAACAGAGGGCGGACAGCGAGGGUGCGUCCCCGGGUUUGUAUUACAGCAGGAGCCCCGGCAGCAGUCCGGUGUCCACCCGCGGCUCAGAGACGCCCUCCCCACAUCCAAACCCACCAAAUCCCGCUCUGGCCCAGCAGGGAGUCCUGAGCAAAUCCCAGCUCUUCAACUUGUCCCAGUCGGGAAUCACUACUCUGCACCAAGGAGGUCUACUCGGAAUGCAUCCUAGUCCCAUGUAUCCCCUGGCGGCCCUCGGAGGCCAGCACCACGCCUUCAUGUACCCCGGCUUCACGCAGCUGGUCCAGCCAUACUCAGAGCAACUGAAAGGUGCCACGAUGGCCGCAACGCUCCCGCUGGAGCACUGGAUCAGAGCCGGAAUGAUGAUGCCCAGAAUGGGAGAGUAUGGAGCUCCGGCCCAGGCCGGUUUGUUGGGAAAAUGUCGGAGACCCAGGACAGCUUUCACCAGCCAGCAGCUGCUGGAAUUAGAAAACCAGUUCAAGCUCAACAAGUACCUGUCCAGGCCUAAACGCUUUGAGGUGGCCACUUCGCUCAUGCUUACUGAGACUCAGGUUAAGAUCUGGUUCCAGAACAGACGGAUGAAAUGGAAGAGAAGUCGCAAAGCCAAGGAACAAGCAACACCGACUUCCCCCCUGACUGACACAGAAAGGAGCGGGAUGAAUAUACACAGCACCAAGCCUCACAGUGAUUCGCACAGCUCAAGCCUAGAGGACGAGGAGGAGUUAGAGGGGGAGGAUGAGGACGAAAAAGAGAAGACAGAGGUGCUCAGGGCAGGUUCUUUAGGCUCUGUAGGCUUCAUGAGACAUGGAACAGGGAACUAUAGCUCUUAUUCAGAGGAGGAGCUGGAGGAGGGAGGGACAAGAUCAAGAAGUGAAGUUUUCCCAAAGUUAUGAAGUUCAGCAUGCUUUUAUUCUAUGUCUUUUUAUGAUCGUUACUCUUGAGAAGACAAAACACAAUGAAUUCCGAUGCACAAACCUUUUGGCAUGAGAGGAGGAUAGUAUUUUUUCACAACCAAACCCAUGGUGCCAUAUCUGUAUCUGGAACUCCCAAAUGUCAAUAUCUGCACAUAUAAAAAUGGGACAUUUACUGGUUUAAUGCUCAGGGAUCCAUCUGAGUUAUGACUUCAGAAUCAACAAAUAAUUCUGACUUAUAUUGGGCAUUUUGUGCAUGAUUUACUUGUGACAGAAAGAGUACCAACAAACUGAAAGCCCUUGCUCCUGUCCAGUUAACUCCAGUAAACCAAUUCAUUUAUGAAUAUACAGUACAUGUUCUUAAACUAUAUGAACUGGGGGCAGGUGUAAUAGCACUUUGCUGGAAGGUAAUAAUUUAUAUGGAGACCCAUGCUGUAACCAGUAUCAGUGUUACAUUGUUAUCAGGGCAUCCCAGUCUGUUACAAAUGCUGGACAAAUAUUCCACUAAUAAUAGAAAAUGUUCACAGUUUUAAGAAGACUUUACAGAAUAAUGGAGUCAUAUUCACACAGUUAAAGGUUUUGGGCAUUAUGUGUGGCAAGAUAAAUGCUAUUGUGUCUAUUGUUGUACUUUUUGACUUUGUGUUGUACAAUAUCCAGCUCUUUGUUUUGUAUUAACUUGAAACUGCAUGUUAUAUUUAGUUAAAUGCACGUGCCCAUGCAAAUGCACACACACACACACACACAGACACAAAGGAAUGGCUGCACGUACUGUAUGGUAUAUAAAAUUUACUGUUAAUAUGGAAUUUCCCCUGUAUUUUGUAAACGUCAAGCAUGUUAUAUUGUCGAUAUAAUUUAACAUUAUAGAAUUUAAUAUAUUUCACUUUUAAAGGAACAUCAGUGGUUUUUGUGGAGAGGAAUAGUUUGAAAAUAAAGUUGAAUCAACGUGUGUUGAGUGUGUUAGACUGAAAUAAGUAAAUUCAGACUGAGAAAGUGAAUGACAAUGUAUGUGAUUAAAGGGAUAGUUCUU
Messenger RNA from Scatophagus argus, 2513 nucleotides. RefSeq names its product motor neuron and pancreas homeobox protein 1-like. Gene Ontology annotation, biological process: central nervous system development; neuron projection morphogenesis; spinal cord motor neuron cell fate specification. Bases 497 to 1468 code for a protein of 323 amino acids. The record is from RefSeq and is a predicted model, not a curated record. Gene Ontology annotation, cellular component: nucleus. Gene Ontology annotation, molecular function: sequence-specific double-stranded DNA binding; DNA-binding transcription factor activity, RNA polymerase II-specific. Lineage: Eukaryota; Metazoa; Chordata; Actinopteri; Scatophagidae. The transcript is spliced from 3 exons.